AACUUGCUGUGGUGGCUGGAACCAGCCCAUGGGGCAGCCCCAGGCUCUGCCGACACGAGCUCCUAAGCUGGAGCCUACAGGUGAUGGGGGAGACCUGGGGGAAAGGGCUGGAGCCGGGCAGGAAAGUGGCUCUGCUCAAAGGGCCCCUUUCAGGGACCUGCUGGUGAGUUUGACCUACGUGGGGAGGGGGCUCCCUGUGUGUCUGUGAGUCCCAGAGCUGCUGCCCUCAUGGAUACACCCAGGUUCAAACCUCUGUUAGCAGUGGCUGAUCUGCCUAAUGAGACCAAAGCCCACAACAAUGGAGCAGUCGCCAUUUCUCCUAAGGCGAGGGACAAUGAUAAAAAAGAAGAGAGGAGAGACUGGAAGGGGCACCAGGAAAAACAAAUGGGGAGGGAGGUUCCCAGCUCCCAGACCUGCCCAGAUCCAUUCCCUGCACCCUCCUGGGCAGAUUGACUCUCCUGGGAACAAGGGGAGGAGCUGAGAGAGGGAAAACCAGUUGCUGACUCUGCUGAACACGGCACUACUUGGGAGGGAAAGGGGAGAGUUAGAGGGAGUGACACAACAAUGUCAGGGGGAAUCCCCCAAAGUGGCUCCUUUGAUUCUGCUCUUUUUCCGGCAUUCAGCUCAGAGAUGCUGUUACGGGGAGAGUUUAAAAGUGCCCCAGUGGGUUUAGUUCUUCUGGGAGGGGCCUGGCCUGGAUGGUAAUGAACUAAUUGGAUUUCUUCCCAGCAUGGCAGAGUCCAGAGCAUCUGUCUGCAGGGAGAGAGCCUGGGGGGAAUCAGGGUGUGACAUGGACUCAAGCCCCUUCUGAAACCUUCCCAAUAGACCCUCUGGCCCUGACAGAUUUCACUCGAGAUCAUCCCGUCUUCCAGGAGACAGGGAAGGGAAAUGGCUGUGAUGGAGCCAGCUCAGAUGCCGGUGACCUUUGAGGAGGUGGCUGUGUAUUUCACCCAAGGGCAGGGAGCUCUGCUGGACCCCAAUCAGAGAGCUCUGUACAGGGACGUCAUGCAGGAAAAUUAUGAGUUGGUGACCUCGCUGGGAUUUCCCAUUCCCAAACCUGAUCUGAUCUCCCACCUGGAACGAGGGGAAGAGCUGUGGGUGCCCGAUCUCCAGGCCUCCGAGGAAAGAGAGAUCCCAAGAGGCCCCCACACAGCAGGUGAUGAGAGAGUGAAUGAGAAGGAGGAGGGGAAUCAUCAUGAGGAAGUUCCUGGGGAAGUGGAACCACAGGGGACCUUUGUGGGAAGAGCAGAAGGGAGUUUAUCCCAGUCCUUGAAAGAGGGAGAAGCCUGGGGAAAUUGGCACAGGUCAGAGAGGCAGCUGGAAAACCACCCAAGGAAGAAAGUGGAUGAAUCUAUUAAAUGUGGGGGAGUAUACAAGGAUACCACAGCCCAGCAGACAAAUCCGAAGGAAGAGAAACCCUAUCAGUGCCUCGAAUGUGGGAAAGGAUUCAUUCUGAGAUCACACCGUGUGACACAACAGACAAUCCAUACUGGAAAGAAACCCCUUCAAUGCUUGGACCGUGGGGAAAGCUUCAAUAACCUCUCACUUCUUAAUAACCAUGGGAGGAGCCACAUGGGAGAGAAACCCUAUCAAUACCUUGAGUGCGGAAACUGUUUAAAUUGGAAGUCAGCAUUAAUUACACAUCAGAUAAGCCCAACACGAGAGAGACCCCAUAAGUGCUUAGACUGUGGAAAAUGUUUCAUAUGGAGGUCACACCUUGUUAAACAUCGGGCAUUCCACAUAGGAGAGAGACACCACAAGUGCUUGGACUGUGGGAAAAGUUUCAUACAGAGGUCAGACCUUAUUAAACAUCAGGCAAUCCACACGGGAGAGAGACCCCAUAAGUGUUUGGACUGUGGGAAAAGUUUCAGGAACAGAUCAGCCCUUUCUAAACAUGAAGCAAUCCACACAGGAGAGAGACCCCAUAAGUGCUUGGAUUGUGGGAAAAGUUUCAUACAGAGGUCAGACCUUAUUAAACAUCAGGUAAUCCACACAGGAGAGAGACCCCAUAAGUGCUUAAACUGUGGGAAAAAUUUCAUGAGGAGGUCAGACCUUCUUAAACAUCAGGCAAUCCACACAGGAGAGAGACCCCAUAAGUGCUUGGACUGCGAAAAAAGUUUCCUAUGGAGGUCAGACCUUGUUAAACAUCAGGCAAUCCACACUGGAGAGAGACCCCAUAAGUGCUUGGACUGUGGGAAAAGUUUCAUACGGAGGUCAGAUCUUGUUAAACAUCAGGCAAUACACACAGGAGAGAGACCCCACAAAUGCUUGGACUGUGGGAAAAGUUUCAUACAGAGGUCAGACCUUGUUAAUCAUCAGGCAAUCCACACAGGAGAGAGACCCCAUAAAUGCUUGGACUGUGGGAAAAGUUUCAGAAACAGAUCAGCCCUUUUUAAACAUCAGGCAAUCCAUACAGGACGGAGACCCCAUAAGUGCUUGGACUGUGGAAAAAGUUUCAUACAGAAGUCAGACCUUGUUAAACAUCAGGCAAUCCAUGCAGGACAGAGAUCCCACAAGUGCUUGGACUGUGGGAAAAGUUUCAUACAGAGGUCAGACCUUGUUAAACAUCAGCUAAUCCACACAGGAGAGAGACCACAUAAGUGCUUGGACUGUGGAAAAAAUUUCAUACGGAGGUCAGACCUUGUUAAACAUCAGGCAAUCCACACAGGAGAGAGACCCCACAAGUGUUUGGACUGUGGGAAAUGUUUCAUUCAGAGGUCAAACCUUGUUAAACAUCAAGCAAUCCACUCAGGAGAGAGACCCCACAAGUGCUUGGACUGUGGGAAAAGUUUCACACAGAGAUCACACCUCAUUAAACAUGGGAGAAUCCACACAGCAGAGAGACCCCAUAAAUGCUUGGACUGUGGGAAAAGUUUCAGAAACAGAUCAGCCAGUGUUAAACAUCAGGCAAUCCACACAGGAGAGAGACCCCACAAGUGCUUGGACUGCGGGAAAAGUUUCAUACAGAGGUCAGACCUUGUUAAACAUCAGGCAAUCCACACAGGAGAGAGACCACAUAAGUGCUUUGACUGUGGGAAAAGUUUCAGAAACAGAUCAGCCCUUUUUAAACAUCAGGCAAUCCACACAGGAGAGAGACCUCAUAAGUGCUUGGACUGUGGGAAAAGUUUCAUACAGAGGUCAGACCUUAUUAAACAUCAGGCAGUUCACACAGGAGAGAGACCUCAUAAGUGCCUAGACUGUGGAAAAAAUUUCAUGAGGAGGUCAGACCUUGUUAAACAUCAGGCAAUCCACACUGGAGAGAGACCCCAUAAGUGCUUGGACUGUGAAAAAAGUUUUCUACGGAGGUCAGACCUUAUUAAACAUCAGGCAAUCCACACAGGAGAGAGACCCCAUAAAUGCCUGGACUGUGGGAAAAGUUUCAGAAACAGAUCAGCCCUUUUUAAACAUCAGGCAGUCCACACAGCAGGGAGACCCCAUAAGUGCUUGAACUGUGGGAAAAGUUUCAUACAGAGGUCAGACCUUGUUAAACAUCAGCUAAUCCACACAGGAGAGAGACCACAUAAGUGCUUGGACUGUGGAAAAAAUUUCAUACGGAGGUCAGACCUUGUUAAACAUCAGGCAAUCCACACAGGAGAGAGACCCCACAAGUGUUUGGACUGUGGGAAAUGUUUCAUUCAGAGGUCAAACCUUGUUAAACAUCAAGCAAUCCACUCAGGAGAGAGACCCCACAAGUGCUUGGACUGUGGGAAAAGUUUCACACAGAGAUCACACCUCAUUAAACAUGGGAGAAUCCACACAGGAUCUAAACUUCUGAGCCCGGAGGAGCUGCCUAGCCUGCCCCUCGCCAGUUACCCACAGGAGCUGCCAAGCCUACUCCUCGCCAUUUUCCCUGAAGAUCCCAUGGUGCUGGACCCCCCCCCGGAGGACACCAUCCAGAACCAGGAAGUACCGAGGCGGCGUGGUCCCCCGCCUCCCCGGAGAGGGAUGGGCCCUGGCCAAACCCCUCCACACGUGGUGGAGAAUGUGGGCAGUGAUCCCCCGAUCCUGGUGAGAAGGGAUUGGAGGAGGAACGUGCCUGGGAUGACCACGGAUAUGGACAAGCUCAUUAAGUUCCUGGCCGUGAGCCAGCAGCAGGCAGCCCAUCUCCAGCAGCUGGUGCAGCAGUUAGGGGUGCAGCAGCAACAGCUGAUUUUGGAGCUGGGGUGCCAGAACCGGGACCACCAGCAGCAAUGCCUGCAGCAGCUGGUGACUCCGCUCCCCCAUCCUGCGAAACCCCAGCCGGGAGAUGCCGCUGGGACGUCCAGCAUAGCCCCGCCAAUCUGGGUGACCGAGAUGGGCCCCAACAAUAACCCCGAGGCCUUCCUUGUGACCUUUGAGAGGGUGGCUGGCCUGGAGAUCCGGGACCCACGGCUCUUCCCCUCGUUCCAGCCGGGCGAUCAGGUCCGGUUUGGGACUGGAGAAUCCUGUGCAGGGGGUGAAAUCAGGCAAGGCCCGGCAGCAGGAAGUGACUCGCAGCCGCUGCGGGGACUCUGGCUCCUGGCGAGAUCCCCGCGCCCCGGCGGCUGGUGCUGGGAGCCCGGAGAGGGGAACUCUCCAGCCGGGCCCUGCCCGCUGCUCCCCGGGAGCCUCUCCCAGGGCAGAGCCCCCAGCCCGGCCAGGGACCCCUGCCCCGGGGGGCCCCGCUCGGAGGGAAGGCUGAGGAAUCACGACGUCCACGUUUUGCUCCAGAUCAUCCCAUCUUCCAGGAGACAGGGAAGGGAAAUGGCUGUGAUGGAACGAGCUCAGAUGCCAGUGACCUUUGAAGAGGUGGCUGUGUAUUUCACCCAGGGGCAGGGGGCGCUGCUGGACCCCACUCAGAGAGCCCUCUACAGGGAUGUCAUGCAGGAGAACUAUGAGAUGGUGACCUCGCUGGGAUUCCCCAUUCCCAAACCUGAUGUGAUCAACCGUCUGGAACGAGGGGAAGAGCCAUGGGUCCCUGAUCUCCAGGCCGGUGAGGAAGGGGAGAGCCUGAGAGGCACCUGCACAGAAGGUGAUAGGACAGUGAGUGGGAACAAGGAAGAGAAUCAGCAGCAGGAAGGUCCUCGGAAAGUGGAACCGCAGGAGAUAGUUUUGAGAAGAGCUGAAGGGAAUUUUUCCCAGUGCUUGGAACAGGGAGAAGCCUGGGGAGAUCAACACAGAUCAGUGAUGCAGCUGAGAAACUAUCCCAGGAAGAAACUAAAUAAAUCCAUUGAACGUGGCGGAGGAUGCAAGGAUCUCAAGGAAACCACAGUCCAGCAGACAAGUCACAAUGAAGAGAAAUCCUACAAAUGCCUUGACUGUGGGAAAAGAUUCCAUUUCAGUGAAAACUUUCUUAAACAUGGGAGAACUCACACAGGAGAGAAGCCCUAUAAAUGCCUGGAAUGUGGGAAAAGCUUCAGCGAGAAGUCAAACUUUAUCAUACACCAGAGAUUGCACACAGGAGAGAGACCCUAUAAAUACCUGGAGUUCGGGAGAAGUUUUAGUCAGAGGUCACUCCUUCUUCCACAUCAGAGACUGCAUACAGGAGAGAAACCCUAUAGGUGCCUUGAGUGUGGGAAAAGUUUCAGUUUGAAAUCAACCCUUAAUAGACAUCACAAAACACACACGGGAGAGAAACCACAUAAAUGCUUGGACUGUGGGAAAACUUUCAGUCAGCGCUCAAACCUUAUUAAACAUAGGGGAAUCCACACAGCAGAAAGACCGUAUAAAUGCUUGGAUUGUGGGAAAACUUUCGGUCAAAGCUCGUACCUUAUUAAACAUAGGAGAAUCCACACAGGUGAGAGACCGUAUAAAUGCCUUGAGUGUGGGAAAAAUUUCAUUCGUCACUCACACCUCACUAAACAUAGGAGAAUCCACACAGGUGACAAACCCUAUGAAUGCAUCCACUGUGGGAAAAGUUUCAUUGAGAGAACAAAACUUACAAGACAUCAGGCAAUCCACACAGGAGAGAGACCCCAUAAAUGCUUGGACUGUGGGAAAACUUUCAGUCAGAAGUCACAACUUAUUAUACACCAGAGACUGCACACAGGAGAGAGACCUUAUAAAUGCCUUGAGUGUGGGAAAAGUUUUAGUCAGAGCUCAAAUCUUAUUACACAUCAGCGAACUCACACAGGAGAGAGACCUAAUCUAUGCCUUGAGUGUGGGAAAAGUUUUAAGCACAGUUCAUCACUAAUUAAUCACAGGAGAAUCCACACAGGAGAGAGACCCUAUAAAUGCAUUGAGUGUGGGAAAGGUUUUAUAGAAAGUUCAUCCCUUACUAAACAUGGGAGAAUCCACACAGGAGAAAGACCCCAUAAAUGCCUCGAGUGUGGGAAAGGUUUUAUAGAAAGUUCAUCCCUUACUAAACAUGGGAGAAUCCACACAGGAGAAAGACCUUAUAAAUGCCUUGAGUGUGGGAAAAGUUUCAGUUUGAAAUCAACCCUUAAUUCACAUCAGAAAACCCACACAGAAGAGAAACCCCAUAAAUGCCUGGACUGUGGGAAAACUUUUGCUAGGCACUCAUCCCUUAUUAAACAUGGAAGAAUCCACAUGGGAGAGAGACCUUAUAAAUGCUUUUACUGUGAGGAAAGCUUCAGUAAGAGCUCAGAGCUUACCAAACAUCAGAGAAUCCACAAGGGUGAGAGACCCUAGAAACAGCUUGACCGCAGGAAAAGAUUCAAUUUGACUUCACACGUCGGUGACCCACAGAAUAGAAUGUGGGGGAAGCUGCAUUUGGUGGUCCUGGAGUAUCAGGCACCUGCAAAUCUGCACAGUGAAGAAUCCUCUGAGAUAUUCUCAGUGUGGAAAAUGCUCCAAGUGGAGCUAACACCAUGUUGGACAUCAGAGACCCCUCCACACAGCAGGGAAAUUCUCUGAGUGCCCUGAUUAGGGCCGGCCAUGGUGAGAAACCCAUUUCCUCGUUCCCUCACACAUCGGGGGCAUUUGGCUCCCAGGGAUCCGUCUGUCCAUUGCUGGGGCGAGGAUCCAGCAGCCGAGCAGCAGCUGGUCAGUGACAGACUCCCCAGGCAGAGGAGGAGAAGCCCCGAUCAGCCCCUCCUCCCUGCUACAGCCCUGGCUGCCGAGCUGAUGGGCCACAGGUGGGGGAUGGGAGAGAGAGAAACUCCUCCAGACGCUCCCUCUGCCUGGCUGAAGUUCCCCCCUCUCCCUUCCCCUCCCAGACGGGGUUCCCCUGCCAUGAGGAUGAGGAGAGGGACACUCUGGCCAGGCCCCACCUUCACUCUACAUACCUGUCCCCAUCCCCCAUCUUCCACCAGCCCCUGGGCUGGGCUCCCCCACUUACCUGGGGCUGUUCCCUGCAGGGGGAGUGUCCCUGGGGCUGGUUACUCCUCCCCUCCCUGAAUCCCCCAGGGUCCUGGGCUCUGGGGGCUCAAAUAUUGAGGGACUAGGCUGAUGGAUUCUGGGGAGGAAACUGGGGAUUGAACGGUUGGGGCUGGUGUAGCUAGGAAGCAGGGGGAGCUGGGUGCUGGGCUAUCGAGUGUUUGGGGAUCAUGGGAUAAGAGGCGAGGGAGAGCACAGGGGUAGCAAGGUGCUUCCUCUCCUCACUCACCCCCUCUGCCCCUUCUCCCUGCCCCCACUGCAUUCAGACAGCACCACUGGGAGGGGCUGAUCCCCACAGGGCCUUUUGUGGGAGGCCUGGAGAUCCCACCUCUGACUCCGCAGCAUCAGCCUCUGAGCAUCUGUCUGUGGUAGGAAUCAUGGUCAGGAUUAGCCAGUGCAUUUUUGUGACCCUGCACUGGAUUUCGUAGUGUAAACUCACCCUGAGCAUUUUAUGUGUAAGACUAAUGUUUUGUCAGGGAUAUUUUUAAUAAAAGUCACGGACAGGUGACCUGUCCGUGACUUUUACUAAUAAUAUCCAUGACAAUAUGGGGAGGGAGAAGGCUCCAUCACCCAUGCUGCUGGGGCUCUGGGGUCUUAUGGUGGCUGGGCAGCUGCGGGGGCUCUGUCUGGGAGUUCCCCCCACCAUUCUUGGCUCGGAGCUCCUGGGCCUCCCGCCACCUGUGGCAGCUGGGAGCUGUGGGGAGCCCCAGCCGCCCAUGGUGACUCAGGGCCAUGGGAGCUACCCAUGGCGGCCGGGAGCAGCUCUUGGCUGCCACAGGUGGCAGGGGGACCCCGAAGCUCCGAGCCACCAUGGGCUGAAGUCACAGAGGUCUCUGGAAGUCGCAGAUUCCAUGACUUCCACAAAUCCAUAACAAAAUCAUAUCCUUACUUAUGUGUUCUGACCCCCUCCCAUUCGCAGAGUGAUCAUUAGUCCCUGAGUUCCCCCUUUGGGGCUGGAUUUUCUCAUUCCCAGAUAGUCAGUCUCACAUUACUCCAGGCCCUGCUGAAAAGCAUUAAAGUGUUUGUACAUUUUCUCCCUUAUGCACCAGAAUUAACUAGAUGCUAAAAAAAGUAGGGAGCAGAGACAGUAAAAUGUGGUGUUUUAGCUUCUGUGCUAUUUUAGGGCAAUGGGGUGAAUCUGAGGGAUUCCCUCUUUCCCCCAGCACCGUCACUCUCCACACUCAACACAGCAGCUUCUGUCCCAGCAAUGGAGAGUUUUAUCCUGUCCCCGUUCUACCCCUGCACCUCCCAAGGUGUCACUUUCCGCCGUGUACCUGGCUCUCCAUGCUUAGGAAUCACAGUUUUGAUGUCUAUGAUCUUAAGUCAGACUCUGGAGGGCUUGAGAAGGAAGUGUCACAGACCUGGGAGCGGGCGGGGAAAUCCCAAUGAACCUCAAAGCACAGUUUGACUUGUAGCCCUGUUUCCAUCUAUUGGUAAAAUUGCUUUCAGUUUUUGUUUAGGUUAGUCCAGAUCAUUUGUAGAUGGGAAGGUUUUUUGUCUUUCUUGCUCAUACUUUAAUUAUAUUGAUGCUCAAACUUUUGCAACUAAUACAACCAAAUAAUGAGGCGAGAAAUGAAGCCUUUUUAGCCACUUUAGAAGAAAAUAGGUACCUUUUUCCCCCCUGAUUUUGAGUCUUAAAGGAUUCACUGAGAUUUCACUUUAUGAAUGUGAAAGUGUUUUAUAGAUUGUGGGUUUUUCUCUCUUCGUGAAGGCCGUUAGGUCACAUACUUGAUAUUGGUUUAGUUUGACAGGAUGUUGCUCAGAUUUGUUGAGGACUUCAUGAGACAAAUGGUCAUUUGCCAAAAUCGUCCUUUUUUAGAUUUUAUUCUAAUCUUUAUAUAACCCUUUGUCAUGAGAUUUUUGUGUGUGGUUUGAACAACGACAGUGAUCAGUGUCUCUCAGCACAAGCACUGAUGCUGCGAGCUAGAGUCACAGUGUGAGAGGCUGAGACUGAAACGGGGAAUGAAGUUACUGCCUGAUCCCUGCAGAGCUGUGAGAUACCGUUGGGAGGGGGAGAUGUUGGGGGAACAGAGCUGGGAAACUGCUGGGUUUGCUCCUCAGAGCCAGACGGCUGAAGCUCAGAACUGUGAACUCGCUGCACCAGUGCCAGAGAAAAACUAGAAUUGGACUGUGAGUGUCGCGUGAAGCUGCCCCUGAGCUCUAAAGGGCCAUGGACAACAUCCCAAAAAGAAUGAUGGGGGAGGGGGCAGCAUCUCCCUACUGCUGAGAUGCCAAGAUUGGGUACAUGCAAGAAGGGAGCCAGGGAUGUCAACAGACCUGGGCCAGCCUUGGAGCCAGGCCGACCCCCAGCAUUGAGGCCAGAGGGAAAUGGGGAACCUGACAGCCCACCUGGUCACCGUGACACUGCAUCCCGUAUUCUUCACAGAGAUACUAUUACAGGGGUGGGCAAACUUUUUGGCCUGUGGGCCACAUAGGGGUUGCAAAACUGUAUAGAGGGCUGGGUAGGGAAGUCUGUGCCUCCUCAAACAGCCUGGCCCCUGCCCCCUAUCUGACCCCGCCCACUUCCCAACCCUUGACUGCCCCCCUCAGAACCCUCCACCCAUCCAACCCCCCCUACACCUUGUCCCCUGACUGCCCCUCCCAGGACCCCUGCCCCCCCCGGGACCCCACCCCUCUAUCCAACCUCCCCGCUCCCUAUCCACACCCCCACCCCCUGACAGGCCCUCCGCAACUCCCAUGCCUGUCCACCCCCCCUUUCCCCGUCCCCUUACAAUCCCCCCCCCCGAACCUCCACCCCAUCUAACUGCCUCCUGCUACCUAUCUCCUGAUGGACCCCCAGGACCCCCUGCCCUUUAUCCAACCCCCCAGCCCCCUUACCACGUGCCACUCAGAGCAGCAUGUCUGGCAGCCGCACCGCUCGGCUGGAGCCAGACACGCGGCGCUGCAGGAGUGUGCAGCCCCGCCACCCAGAGCGCUGCCUGCAUGGCGACAUGGCUGCGGGUGAGGGGGGACAGCAGAGAUGGGGCCGGGGGCCCAAGAGCCGGGCAGGACUGUCCCGCGGGCCGGAUGUGGCCCACAGGCCGUAGUUUGCCCACCUCUGUACUAUUAUGAUAUGGUUAUGGCAUAACUAGGAUGUAUUUUAUACAAGAUAGGACAUGUGAGAUAUCAUUGAAAAGGUUAUGAUUUACUGAAUAUGAUUAUCCUAUUUGUAUGCAUCUAUCAUUUUUAUAUCUAAAGUUAGGAAUAUUGACUGUGUAUCUGUAUUACAAAUGUGUUUACACCUGGGGAACGCCCACUAAGCAAAAGAUUGGCAGUCUAAAUGGCUGGCUGGGAAGGGCCAUUGGAGAGAACAAUAGAUCUUCAACGAAGCUAAUCUCCCACCAGGGAGCCUUCCUGAGGAAGCUACAAACCACCUCCAAGUCAUGGCUGCUGGGAUGCUACAGGGUCAUGUGACCAGAUCACCUGGUACUGGACUCCAUCUUGGAGAACCAGUGUUUUUCCACUGAAAGGCGUGGGACCAAGCUUGGCGACAAAGGGUUCCCACCAUAUGCAAAAGCUAUUUAAGGCAGGGGAGUGACAUCAUCAUGGUUCUUCCCUUAUUCUCUGCCCAAAGGAGACUCUGGGAAACACCUGAGGAACAAGCACUGAACUGGGGAGAAGUGCUGAACCCAGGCUAGAGGGGUUUCUAGCCUGUGAAAGGAAUACCUGGGAAUUUUAAGCUGCAAACAAGGGCAGCUGGCCCUCUUUAAGAAUACCUAAAACUGGCUUAAAUCAUCAUUUAGGGUGAGAAGUUGCUAUUCAUAUCCAAUUUCUUUAGUAUAUUAAACUUAGAUUGUGUUUUGUGUAUUUGCUAGGUAAUCUGCUUUGAUCUGUUUGCUAUCCCUUAUAAUCUUUUAAAAUCUAUCUUUUGUAGUUAAUAAACUUGUUUUUGCUUUAUCUAAAA
Molecule: messenger RNA, 11200 nt
Organism: Caretta caretta (loggerhead turtle)
Lineage: Eukaryota; Metazoa; Chordata; Testudines; Cheloniidae
Biological process (GO): regulation of DNA-templated transcription
Source: RefSeq, a predicted model, not a curated record